Molecule: messenger RNA, 1290 nt
Organism: Ostrea edulis (European flat oyster)
Lineage: Eukaryota; Metazoa; Mollusca; Bivalvia; Ostreida; Ostreidae
Exons: 3
Coding region: 1-1290 (429 amino acids)
Molecular function (GO): protein binding
Source: RefSeq, a predicted model, not a curated record
AUGCCUUUUUCAGAUUGUGACACUCUGCAGCACGUGGCUGACGUUGUCUCCAAGUCCUCCAAAAGUAAGAAAGCUGUGAUAAUAGAGGAUGGGGAUGAGAAAUACUAUGUAUGGAAAGAACUUGUGAGGAAGUUUGAAGUUAAAGGCACCACAAAUGACACAAGACGCAAUUCUGGUAUUGGGAGACCAGGGAGUGCCCGUACCAAAGAGAACAUUGAUGUCAUUGAUAGAGUUAUUACUGAAACUCCACAAAAAUCAGUUAGACGGGCUUCCAACGAUUUAUCCAAAUUUACCAGUUAUGUUUCAAGGAAUGAGGAAUUAAGGAAUAUUCCCACUAGAUUUGAAUUAACAGUCCCACCUUUGGAUCUCAGAGAACUAACAGAAGAGAGACUGUGUCAGAUUAUUAGAGUCAUUCCUCCCUCAAUGAAAUCAAUCAUUCCAGGGCAUAUCCUGCAAGUCAGUCAUCCAGUCUCCAGUUUCAAUGAACCAAACAGAAAAGUAUUAGAGAAGCCUGAAGUAUUAGCAGUUCUCAAUACUGGCUAUAGAAAGACUUACAGAGUAUGCUGUAUUCCUAAUACAAAUCAGUUCUAUGUCUGUGGUGACACUAAGACCAUCAGACACAUGAACACCGAGGGGUCAAUAAUGGAGGAGAUUAUCACUAAGUCAGGAUAUACUCCAUAUGAUCUGACAGUCACCAGAGAGGGACAUCUGGUGUACACUGACUUGAAAAAUAGAAGUAUCAACAGACAGAAGAAUGGCAAAAUAGAAUGUCUGCUCAGACUAGAGGGCUGGAUACCACGGGCCAUCUGUCGCAUCUCCACACACGACGUACUAGUUAUCAUGACGACUGAUGAUUGCAAACGAAGUGAAAUUGUCCGUUACUGCACAUCUACAACCACACGGACACAAUACAAUGACAACGGCAAACCUAUAUAUUUUGAUCCAGACUUUGUCACCGAAAAUAAGAACCUUGAUUUUGUUGUGAGUAAUUCUAAUACAAAGACAGUAAUGGUGGUAGACAAGGAAGGCAAGUUCAGGUUCAACUAUAAUGGAAAUUUAAAGAAAUCAUUUAGUCCACGUGGUGUGGCCACAGAGAAUAUGUGCAACAUCCUGAUUGCUGACCGUGAUAACCACGUUAUACACAUCAUUGAUCAGAAUGGACAGUUCCUCCGGUACAUAGACACCUGUAACUUACACAAACCAUAUGAUCUCAGUACUGACAGUAGUGACAUGUUGUUUGUUACUGAAUGUGAUUCCGGCAUUGUGAAACAAAUUAAGUAUUUAGAAUAA